Messenger RNA from Paramacrobiotus metropolitanus, 4010 nucleotides. RefSeq names its product kinesin-like protein KIF16B. The record is from RefSeq and is a predicted model, not a curated record. The coding region runs from base 443 to 3556 and encodes 1037 amino acids. The transcript has 21 exons. Lineage: Eukaryota; Metazoa; Tardigrada; Eutardigrada; Parachela; Macrobiotidae.
UCCAUGACGAAAAGCUUUUUCGGAAAAGCAAUAUGGAAUAUAUAUGGAUUCGAUAGCCUGGGUUUGAAGUUUGAUAUAGCUUUCUACUUUGUAACCACAGGUCAUCAAUAAACCAUCGUAUGAGGCUGCCGCCGGUUACAGGAAUGGGAUAUAUCCGCACAUGCUAUUAUAUUGAAUCUACCUACAAUUGCAGUUAUUGCACAGAUCUAUAGAACUGGUUAUGGCUUUGGAUGAGGGCAAAGUUGAGCAGUAUUACGUUGGGGUAAUAGUAGUCCUGGGGAUCGCUAUCCUGGCCGUGCUGCAAUGGGUGUUUAAAGGACUAGUCAAGAACCAGAAGCCUCAUCAGUACUAGUACAACAUCGUCAUAAAGAAGACGGCUUACAUAGUGUUGACGAAAACUUGAUUUUUUCAAUGAUAACGCGAUCACGCUCCAGAAAAAGUUAUGGCUCAAGAGCGCCCAUUAGGACCAAUAUUCGAGGAUCCAGACGAGCACAGAAGUGACCAAACAAAAUCCAAAAAGUCUCGUUCGAGGGAUAACAGUUUCUCGGAAGACGAUGACAGUAUUGGAUUACCGGCAUUUCAGUCUGCGAAGCCCAAUAAGAUCACUUUCCCCAAAUCAUCCUUCAAUAACUUCAUUCACUACACCAAUAAACCCAAUGAGAACGCGGAUGCAGAUACAAACCCCGCUGAGCGUGAUGCCCCCUCCAUGACCUUCUCCCAGAAGAACACGGUGUCUAUACCGACCGCUGAUUUACUGGGCGACUUGGACAACACACCGAAUCCUUUCUCGACAAAGCCUAACCCAGCGUUAAAUUUUCCCUUAAAGCCAUCGAAUUUUGGUGUUCCAAAGCGUAUGACGCGCAUAGUCGACUUUCCUGCACAUGACCAGGAAAGUGACCCGGACAGUAUAGCGGAAGUUGGCGGACUGGAUAGCGAUAGUGCGGAAGAACUGCCACCCGAUUCGCUGUCACCACGAAGAAGUCCUUUGCGAGAAAACGCAGAGACUGAAGGUGUGAAUGAAACCCCGGACAAGAUUUCAGUAAAUGUUGCACUGGGACCAGACGAUCGUGCGAAUAUCCGACCGCCGGCUGAGCGUCCAGACAUGCCGUUUUCGAUCGAAAGCUGGCAGGAGAGAAGGUUCAGUUCGACGAUUACGAAAUCCCAAGUGGAGCAAUCACCGUCCGCGGCAGUUAAUCAUACCGGGCAGCCUUUGUCUCAGUACGAGACUUCACAGUUGGAAGUGGAAAUUGUGCACUUGCAGACCGCCUUGGCAGCCGCCAAUGCCGAAAUCGAGGAUCUCGUUAAAGCCGUGCAUCAUAAAGACCAGAACGUUAUCGAAGCGCAGGAAACUAUCAAAAGGUUGGCAGGAGGAGUAGACCGACGGGAGUCUUUCGAAAGGGGACAGCGCGUAGAACGAACCAUGGGACGUUUAAAAGAACUAGAAGACGAAAAUGAACAGUUGAAAACGGAUAAACAAAAACACCAGCAGGAGAACGCUGCCUUCAGAGAAAUUUUGCAUGAUAUUGAAAAAAUUCUGGGAAUGGAUACUGUUCCCGCCGAUGAUCAGGAGCUGUUAAUCCAUAUGAAGGCGCGGAUUAACAACCUCGUAGAAACCGAAAGAAAAACUUCGGCAAAGCAGCUGAAUAAAGCGGACAACAUGGAAGACUGGGACAUUUUUCAACACGAAGCCAGCAGCCUUCGAAGAGCUUUGUCCAUAAAAGAUGAACAAUCGGCGCAAAACGAAAAACGUAGGAUUCAACUGGAAGAACAGAGAAAAAAAAUGGAAAGCGAGUUGGUAGACUUGCAAACCAAAACCAAACAGCAAGAGGAACUGAACCAUUUGGUUGCGGCAGAAGCCCGAACAUUAUCUGACGAACUCAAGCACGCUCAUGCUGUGAUUGAGCGCAAAGAUGCUGUAAUAAUGGAAAUGGGUCACCAUAAUUAUGAAAAUUUGAAUGGGAAUGAACUCCAUCAUAAUUCCUUCGACAGUGUGCUAGAACAGAAUGCAAAUUACACGGCCCUGCUGAUCGAAAACACGGACCUCAAGGCAAAAUUGACCGCUGUUUCGCAGCAGCUAAAAGAUUCCGGUCGAACGGAUGCGGAUUUUCCAUACGAACCUUCGACCUCUGUUCAGCCAGCGUCAGGAAGGCUACAUAGCCACCGUCCUGACCUUGUUUCAGACAAGCAACAGCUCGAGCAUCGGAAUGGUACACGGAGUGCUCGGCGGGAACUUCGGAUCGUAAACGCUGCAUUGGCACAAGUGGUAUCGUCAGCAAACACUGCUAUCAACCAUCUCAAGGCCGAGAAUUCGAGUCUCUUUGCUCGCAUUGGAGAGUUGGAACGCACAGACUCACAACAUCGUCAAGAGAUUUCCGAUAAAAAACAACAUAUUGAUCAGCUUCUUGUGGAGCUUAGCACAGCUCGUGCCGCCCUACAGUCGUCCAACCAAAUGCACAUUCGGCAAGACUUAGCGCGCCAAAGGUCAUCGAUCGAGCAAGAAUGGAGCGUAGGUACAGGUCUUCCACUCAAAGAUAGCAUUUUCGGAGAAUUUAGCGCUAUCAUUAAAGAAAUUUCAGCGGAACGACUUCAAUUACUCCAGUCGGUAUUAUCACAGCAAAGGUCAACCGAUAACCUUGCCGAAGUUCAACAUGAUGUCCGUCACCUACAGAACAAAUUCGAUUCAAACGUUAACCAGAUACAAAGUGGACAGGAUAAACUUUUGACCUUAUUGCAACAGUACAUAGUGAAAAGCAAAUCUGAUGACGCCAGAAUUAUUUCCGAUUACCACGAUCAUAUAAUAUCAUUACAAAAGAUCGUCACCGAGAAAGAUAUGGAAAUCCAAAAUAUGAACGAUUCCUUGAUGCAGUACAAGCAAAAUUCUGAAGCAAGCUGUGAAACUGGAAAGCGCCCAGAAAUUGGAGAUCCAGUAACCACAAGGCCAAAAGGUCACGAUUUUCAGAGUACCAAGAAAAGCACUACAGCAAGAUACCACUCGUAUAAUGACUGGGAAACUGAUUUGCCGGAAGGUCAUGCCGUAUUAAUGCAGGCGGCUGACUUAAGCGGUUCAGCUGUUACAAAGGAGAACAACAAAACCAGCUCAGAUCGGCACAUUCACAUGCAACAAAAUAACGUUUCGGGGACGCUUUUAUCGGCGUUUUCAGAAACCCUAGAACGGCCAUUUUUUCCGCAUGGAUCUCCAGAGCUGGAUGUGAGUUACAUACAUUAUUCCAAAAAAAAUUUGAACACGCGGACAACCAAUCAGCCAGAUGCAAAUCAGGUGGAAUUAUAUAAAAGAAAUUUCAUGUCGAAAUUUGAAAAUAUCGAACCGGAGAAGAAAUUCGAACCAUCUGACUCCAAGGAACAAAAUAUGGAUAAGUGGAUGCCUAAGAUUCCUCUCCACUACAUUAAACUUGAGCUUCCCAGAGUGGAUUACGCGAGUAUUCGUCAACGCAGCGUGAUGCAACUUGAACAGCUCAAACAUCUCUCCGACCGCAUCGAAAAAGCUAAUAGCCGCUAUGCCAGUUAUUUGCCAAAGAAAGCUCAAACAAUGCUAUGAUUGUGACCGCUCUUUGGGAUCGUGUACAAUGUACAUAUAAUUAUUGCUUUUUACUGUUUCCACAAAUUAGUGCGAUUUGGACCGUGAUACCGGUGACCGGUGUGUAAUACGAGAUCUUUCGUAUAUCUUUCUGAUUUUUGCUUUUAUUUUGUGUGCGCAGCACACAAUCUAUUUCUGCUUUUUUUUGUGAGCAGCAACAUCUGUCGCGUAUUAUACACGUGCCUAGUCACAUCCAAUAGCAAUUUUGUAUAGUUUGAUUAAUCGCUUGAAUUUACUAAAACCGACUGUGCUAAAACGGCAUGCCGCAUACAUAGAAAACGUUUUUUCUCGCAAACGACUUGUGUUUCUAAAAUUCGCUUGUUCUGCCUCCGGUAUACGGUCAAAUGCGCGUACAACUGUAUUUCAUGUCAUACUUCUAACCACCACAAUAAGACGAUGCAAUGUCGAUAGUUCG